Molecule: messenger RNA, 1701 nt
Organism: Cydia fagiglandana
Lineage: Eukaryota; Metazoa; Arthropoda; Insecta; Lepidoptera; Tortricidae
Product: tyrosine-protein phosphatase corkscrew-like
Exons: 11
Coding region: 109-1686 (525 amino acids)
Biological process (GO): cell differentiation; intracellular signal transduction; peptidyl-tyrosine dephosphorylation
Cellular component (GO): cytoplasm
Molecular function (GO): non-membrane spanning protein tyrosine phosphatase activity; phosphotyrosine residue binding
Source: RefSeq, a predicted model, not a curated record
GGUCACUUGAGUUCCAAACAGCGUGCGAAGCGGAUCGCUCCGCGGUUACGGUCGCGCGCAAGAAUCUCGGAAUCGCUGUAUUAAACUAGUAGAUAUCAAUCUAGAGUAAUGUCAAAGGAUCCGCCCAGAUUGAGCAGGCUCGGAGUGCUGGCGCCAGCGGCACUGGCGGCGUGCAUGGACGCCUCGGUGUUGGCCGUGCCGGCGGCGGGAGCCAUCGUCUCCACAGUGCUCAAGGAGCUUAGCAAAGCUUUCAUGCUUAAAAAGUGGUUUCACGGAGUGAUGUCGGCAAAGGAAGCGGAGCAAUUGAUAAUGGAAAAAGGCAAGAACGGGUCAUAUCUGGUGCGCGAGUCGCAGACGCACCCCGGCGAGUUCGUGCUGUCGGUGCGCGCGCGCGGCCGCGUCUCGCACGUCAUGAUCCGCCGGCAGCACAAGAAGUACGACGUGGGCAGCGGCGAGCAGUUCUCGGAGCUGGCGGGUCUGAUCGAGCACCUGCGCGCGUUCCCCAUGGUGACGGGCGCGGGCGAGGAGCUGCGCCUGCUGCAGCCCGUCUCCGGCACGAGGCUGCGCGCGCACCGCAUUCAGAGGAAGCUCUCACAGAUGCAGGACAUUGAAGAUUCGCAAAAGCUCGAUAAGAAAAAUGGAUUUGACGGAGAAUUCCAGUCGAUUAAGAUGUUAGAAGACAGGCACGUGUUUACUACAGUCGAGGGAAAUAAACCAGAAAAUAUUUCAAAAAACAGAUACAGGAACAUACUUCCCUAUGACCAAACACGGGUUUUGUUGCGGCGAAGCGGCGAGCAUACUACGGACUACAUCAACGCGAGCUACGUGCGCGCCGGCGCAGGCCUGUUCGCAUCCCUGCACUCCUCCACGGAGAGCCUGGACAGUUUGCAAUCUAUAAUUGCUGCCGAGGAUCUAGCUAAGACCACCUUGGUUUCAAAAUCCCUGUCAGACGAUGAUGCGCUCACGGUGGUCCGGCGUAAUAUGAACAUGGAUAAGAUCAAUGGAAAUCUAUAUCCAGAUGCAGUUCAAGAAAAGUUAUAUAUCGUCACGCAAGGUUGUCUGCCAACUACGAAGGAUGAUUUCUGGCGAAUGGUGUGGCAAGAAGAUGUUAGAGUUAUAGCUAUGAUUACAAAUGAAAUUGAACGAGGCAAGAAAAAAUGUGAACGAUAUUGGCCACUGUCAGGUCUACAGGAAUACCACGGAGAUCUGCUCGUGAAAUCGAUCUCGGAAACGUGUUAUGAAAACUAUAUUCUAAGAGAAUUUGACGUUUCCGAUGGUAAAGAUCAGUGGAAAAUUAUCUACCAGUACCAGUUUACGACCUGGCCCGAUCACGGGACUCCCGAGGAGCCGGACGGCGUGCUGGCGUUCAUCGCGGAGGUUAACCGGCGGGUGGCGCAGGUCAUGAACGAGGCCAAUGCGCCAGAACAGAAUGUCCUCUGCGUACACUGCUCAGCGGGAGUGGGGCGGUCCGGCACCAUGGUGGUCCUUGACAUACUUAUUGAUAAAAUGAACACGUCUGGAUUGAAUUGCACGAUCGACGUGUACAACACGGUGAGGUUGGUGCGCGCGCAGCGCGGCGGCAUGGUGCAAAACAGCUUGCAGUACCGCUUCAUAUACCUCGCACUGCAGGCCUACAUGGACACUAACAAAAUUAAAUUAAAACGAAAGGCAGGUAUAUUUUUUUAAAACUUUAAUAAAGUA